CUCAACUCGACUCAGCUCGCUCGCCCGCUGCCAACCAUGCAGCAUCAGCCACCCAGACCCCCAGCAGACCGCUACGUCGCGCCGACGGCGCCGCACGUCCCGAUCCACGCGGUGCAGAGCCUGAUCCCGCGCCUCGCGACGACCAUCAACGACAUUGACGGGCUCAAGGCGCAGCUCGCGGCCGGCAACGCGGACAGGAGCAUGCCUAGCUGGGACACACUGCUCCAGCGCUACGCCAUCCUCCUGGGCCGCGUGCAGAGCCUGACGAGCUACAUCUCCCAGCCGCCCGUACAGCGGGGCACGGGUGCUGGCGCCGUUGCGCCUGGCGCUGUGCGCCCCCCUCCGCCCCCCGGACCAGGAGUGACGGGCAGUACGACGCCAGCAGAGACGGCCUCCGCGCUGGCGCACUACCUCGUGCACCCUCUGCAUCCCUUGCCGUCGGACGCGAGCCCAAUGGCAAACGACACGCUCCUGCAGGCGAUCAACACGCAGCUCCUCCCCUCCGUGUCGGGUGCGCAGGAGCAGCUCCUCGCCCCGGCAGAGGGCGACGGCGAGGGCCCGCACCCCGCCGACUUUCUGCCGCUCGACGAGCUCAACCGCCUCGACGAGCCCGCGCUCACCGGCCGCACCAACAAACUCAAGAACCGCCUCGCGCGCGAGUCGCACCGCGCACAGGCGAUGAAGAGAGAAAUAGACACACAGUUUGAGCAAUACGACUGGGCCAUGCGCCUCGACGACGCCGCCGACGAGGGCGACAAGGGCGAUGAGGACGACGACGACGACGAUGAUCUGUUUGGCGGUGACGAGGACGACGACGGCGACGCGACCAUGGCCACGGCCAAGGCUGAGGCUCCGGCACCCAUCCCCAAUCCCCGAGCAGGCUGGACCAUUACAGACUACCUUCGUCUGUUGGACACGGGCAGAGGACCAACGCCGGCGGCUCCGUCGACAGCAGCGGGAGCGGCUGGUGCUGCGCCAGCAACAUCACAACCCGCGGCGGCUCCUGCUCCCGCCGCGGCCUAA
Messenger RNA from Vanrija pseudolonga, 1023 nucleotides. RefSeq lists its product as uncharacterized. NCBI's taxonomy places the organism in Eukaryota, Fungi, Basidiomycota, Tremellomycetes, Trichosporonales, Trichosporonaceae. The coding region runs from base 37 to 1023 and encodes 328 amino acids. The transcript is spliced from 2 exons. The record is from RefSeq and is a predicted model, not a curated record.